This is a messenger RNA of Archocentrus centrarchus (flier cichlid), 1047 nucleotides long. Its product is annotated as chromosome transmission fidelity protein 8 homolog. Bases 124 to 531 code for a protein of 135 amino acids. The transcript has 3 exons. Gene Ontology annotation, cellular component: Ctf18 RFC-like complex. Gene Ontology annotation, biological process: mitotic sister chromatid cohesion. Lineage: Eukaryota; Metazoa; Chordata; Actinopteri; Cichliformes; Cichlidae. The record is from RefSeq and is a predicted model, not a curated record.
GGAACUACCGCCGGAAUACAAACGGAGUGAAUACAACGGUGCGGGUUCGUGGUCAUACCUGCUGCAUCGAUAGCAAAUUAAUUAGUGUUUUUGUUAAUCCACAUCUCCGUUAUUGACGGGAGGAUGGUUCAAAUAGUUGUAAGAGGCAGCGUGGAUGGCAGCAGUCCUCCAGAGUGGCUGGUGGUGGAGUUACAGGGGGAGAUGGUGUCCAGACACAACUCUGGUCUGGCAGGAAAUGUGAUGGGAGACCUGCUGUACACCAAAGAGGGGGUGCCAGUGCUGAUUGUGGGACAUCACAUUCUCUACGGGAAGCAAGUCAAACUGGAGAAACCCUUUGCUGUUCUCACCAAGCAAUCGGGCCAUUCACAGGACAGUCCCAACAGUACAGAUGUUGUUAUAGAGGAAGCAAUGGAUACUGAUCAACAAGGCUCUGCUUCCACCUUUUACUCUGUGUCUGCACUCAUCAAAUGGAAACUGAUUUUUAAGAUACGGCCCAAACCUAUCAUCACAAAUGUACCCAAGAAGGUGUAGCAGGACUGCUACUCGAAGAAAUGUUUAGAUUGUCAGACUUUGUGAUCCUGUUGUUGAAGGCAGUUUUUAGUAACCAAAAUCAGACAUCAAUGGGUGUGCCUCACUACCUGGGUUUCUAUCCAGGUGUUUUAGCCAAAAUUCAAAAUAAAAGUCUGUGGAAGAAAAUUUCAUUUAAUCACAUGCUGUAGGCAGAGUGGCAGAGCAGAUGGACACAUAAAGCAUGUCCAGAGGCACUCUUUACAGUUCAGUUAACUCCUCAUAAAUAAUAACUGAUGAUGUUUGCAACAUCAGUUAUGUGCAGUCAUGAAUCUACAUUAUAAAUAAAUACUGUUGAUUUUCUUUAUCGUUUAAAUCCAGUUGUCCACUUUAGAGGGAAGGGUCACCUCAAAUUUGUUCUACAGUGUGACUAUUUAUGUGCCAAUGAAACAUUUCUACCCCCAGAAAUUUGGACAGUCUGUCAGUGAAUGAUGCAGAGCAUCAGUUUGUCUCAGAUUUAAUUUAAUAAAUGAAUCAUUG